Molecule: messenger RNA, 1300 nt
Organism: Phacochoerus africanus (Common warthog)
Lineage: Eukaryota; Metazoa; Chordata; Mammalia; Artiodactyla; Suidae
Gene: MRPL53
Product: mitochondrial ribosomal protein L53
Exons: 3
Coding region: 319-657 (112 amino acids)
Cellular component (GO): mitochondrial large ribosomal subunit
Source: RefSeq, a predicted model, not a curated record
GACAAUGUUAACCUAGGUCUGGCACAGCAGGGUACAGAGGAGAAAAGGCUGUAGAAGACAUGUUACCGGGGCCAGGUGCAAACAGGUUUGCGCUAUUUAUUUGUCUUCACCGUGGUACAAGAGUGCUAUUAAUGACAGGUAGUAGUUACUGCCCGAGUUCUUUGACCCUCCCCCGCCCGAAACCCUGUGCCUCCUUCUCUCCGGCUGGAGAAUCUGCCCUCCGCAGAGGGCGGGUCGGUGGAAGUCGCCCGCCCACCGCGUCUCGCAGUAGCUACACACACUUCCGCCCGCACGAGUCCUUCCGGGGCGGAGGUCACCAUGGCGGCGGCCUUGGCUCGGCUCGGACUGCGAGCUGUCAAGCAGGUUCGGGUUCAAUUCUGCCCCUUCGAGAAGAAUGUGGAGUCUACGAGGACCUUCCUGCAGGCGGUGAGCAGCGAGAAGGUCCGCUGCACCAACCUCAACUGCUCGGUGAUUGCGGACGUGAGGCACGACGGCUCCGAGCCCUGCGUGGACGUGCUGUUCGGAGAUGGGCAUCGCCUGAUUAUGCGCGGCGCUCACCUCACCGCCCAGGAGAUGCUCACUGCCUUCGCCUCCCACAUCCAGGCCAGGGGCGCGGCGGGGAGCGGGGACAAGCCCAGCGCCAGUACCGGGCGCUGACAGCGCGGAAGAGACCUCCAACAAGCAGAUUUUAAUCUGAGACUGCUAAGGACACUUAUCUAAGAAGAACUUAAUUACUCAAAUCACUAUCUGGAGGGCCGCGGAGCGCCGAAAAAAUUAAGGCCUGUGACUACAAAUCCAACCAGUGUUUCUGGGUCGAGAGAAGUUGGGGAGGGGCCUGGACAAACUUGAAUUUAUUUUGCUUUCUUAGCUUUAUCACUGUGUAACCCUUUUGAGUUUGGCUUUUCCCACCACUGCUCAAGGCACCUCUUAUUUCCGUUGCUGUUUUCUCAGUCCUCGUCUUUCCAUCUUAGAGGCAGCUGCCACGCUAAUUCACUCCGUUGUGGAACUUCUUUUCCUCCUGGGUCCUUUUUCUUCUCUUAACCAUAAAAGUGUACUACUCUCUUUUUUCUCUUCUCUAUUUUUAGAGCAUCUCAUCUUCUCUCAUAACCUCUUGGGUUAAACUCUGCAUUUCUGUUUGGCUCUAAUCUCAAAUUGCUCCUAAUUCCACCAACACUCUUGGUCCAAAAAAGAACUGAUAAUCUUACAUACUUUGUACUGUUGACCCUUGAACAACGGUGGUUUGAACUGCACAAGUCCUCUUAUAGGCCUGUUUUUACAAUAAACAUGCACUACAGUACUA